AUGGCAAACUUAGCCCGGCGGCGGAGCUUGGUGGAGGCAGUCGCGGGCGCCCCCGACCGGACGACGCCCCUCUGGUGGAUCGCCGCCUCCCCGGCCGCCGCGGCAGCCAUUCGGCGGGACUUGAUCGCGGCCGGCGGCGGGGGCUGGCUGGCCGUCUCGGUACUCACGCUCCGGCAGGCCGCCGACCGGCUCACCAGGCUCACACCGAGGCUCACCCUGAGCCCGGCGGCCCAUCAGGCCCUGGUGGCCGAGAUCGCCUCCACAGCGAAGCACAAGCAAGCCCUGGGGCCCCUGGAGCCGUUGAUCGACUCGCCGGGACUGGUGACGUUCCUCAGCUCGCGGUUCCGCGACUUGCGUCGCAAGGGCCUCGGCCCCCAGGAGGCGAUCCUCGUCGCGACGCAGCAGGCGGACCGCACGAACACGCCCCGCCGGCUGGUGAUCGACCUGCCGCUGGCGCUAACGCCGAUCGAGGAGGGGCUCAUCGCCGCGAUCCUGGCCAACGUCGACGAAGCGACCAUCGCCAUCGCCGGCCCCGACGAAGACGACCCCGCAGAGUCACAACUCCCCGCGGCGAAGCGGCUGCGCGAACGCUGGGAGAAGCUGCUCCCGGCGAUUGAGUUGCAUCAGGCGGUUGAGGCCGACCCCAUACCGCCCGGGCUCGCCCACGUGCGGCGCCACCUGUUCGAUGACAACGCCCCCCAACUUCCCACUUCCGCCGGCGUCGCCAUCGUCUCCGGCGGCAGCGCCCACGACACGGCCCGCCGCGUCGCGCGACGCGUCAAGCUGCUGCUCACCAGCGGCGUGCGGCCGAGCGACAUCGUCCUCACAGCGCCCUCGAUCGACGCGGCCGCGCCGCGUUACGUCGAGGCGCUGCGUGAGUACGGUGUGCCGGUCGCGGUCGACGCCUCGCCACGACUCGAGACCGCCGGCGUCACCAGCGCCAUCCGCGCGCUGCUCGGCUUGGUCGAGAGCAACUGGCGAUACGACGCGCUGCUGGCCGUCCUGUCACGCAGCGACUUCACCAAGCUUACGGAUCGCGGCGCCGCUGAAUGGUUCGUGCGAGAGCAACAAAUCCCAUCUGGCGGUCCGUACUUGUUGCAGCAAGCCCGACAUCUCGCCGAACUCGACACCACCAGCGCUAGCCUGCGUUUGAUAGAGUCCGUCAGGAAAGCAAAGCUGGCGUUGGGAGUUCUCGAAACGAUCGAAGCGGCCUGCGACAAGCUGGCCGGCGACGCCACGCCGCUCGCCUGGCUCGACGCGAUCGACGCGGCGCUGCGGGCGCUGGGCCACGCGGGCAUCGGCGCCUCGGCGAACCCCGACGACCGCCCCGCGGGGGACGUGCUCGAAGAGGCCGCCGCGGCGAUCGAGUCGCUCGCCCACUGGCGCCAGCGCGAGCCCCGCAAGCUUCAACGCCGUGAAUGGAACGCGCUGGUGCGCGCAUGGGCGGGACGGUUGCGACUCCCGACGCAAGGCGCCGCCGAGGGCCGCGUUCGAUUGGUGGGCACAACGACCGCGAUCGGCCUGCCGUGCGCGCACCUCCUCGUCGUCGAAGCGGGCGAGAGCGCCUUCGCAUCGCCCGACGCCGAGGGCGCCGACGAGGCGAUGCUGCACUUUUACGAGUUGUGC
Molecule: messenger RNA, 1626 nt
Organism: Symbiodinium sp. CCMP2456
Lineage: Eukaryota; Dinophyceae; Suessiales; Symbiodiniaceae
Source: the annotation of a GenBank genome assembly